UACAACUUUAUCUAUAUUUGUGAAGUAUUUAUUUACAAUUUCCGUCUAAAAUAUGUUCAGUGUUUCAUUUGACAGCUGAAUGUUUGUGGUUUGUAAUUCAGCUAAUUCCGUGUUUGAGCAACACACCAACAAUCAUACCACGCGGCCGUACCGAGUAGGGAACACGACGACAACAAAAAAUCGACCGAUGGGAUUGCGAGGUUCUUAUGAAAAAAGCAUAAAUACCGACCACAAUCCCCAAAUCAGCACAGUCGUCUUUAAACCAUCUGGGUAUCAUUAUACACUGGAUCAAUUGGAAGUCGACACAUCUUCAAUCAACCACCAACAUCUCAACACUCAACCACCAGCAGUAGCCACAGUAGCCCCAGCAGCAGCUGAACCGGCAGUAACCGUGCCAACGACAGCAACGACGACUCUCACAGCUCCACCGACGGAUACAACGACGGACUACAACCCACUUAGAAAACCGUUCUUUUUAGGACAAACAUACAGUCACUUAUUUGAGUUGCGCUCUCCUCCCGGUGACUCGAGUCCGUAGGCGCUUAUUCAAGCUGCCCUACGUUCCGGCUAGUCACCCUACCAUAUCCCCAACACCUUUGUACUCCCGGUAGGAUAAACAAACCGUGAUAACGAACAUCAGCUGUGUUAUUGCAUUCACGAUACACCGAAGCACCCGCAACCCGUCAAAUUAAAGAGUCACAGUUUUAAAAAUGACAAAUUGAAAAAAUUAGGGAAAUUUUAGAAUUUUUACUGUGAUAACUUAUUCUAGAGCAUAUUAACAGCUUUUUAGUGUU
Molecule: messenger RNA, 794 nt
Organism: Adelges cooleyi (spruce gall adelgid)
Lineage: Eukaryota; Metazoa; Arthropoda; Insecta; Hemiptera; Adelgidae
Exons: 2
Coding region: 80-538 (152 amino acids)
Source: RefSeq, a predicted model, not a curated record